UUAAAGCCCAUCCUCGCAUUCGUCAUCUUCAACAAAUUAAUUUUCCACUGUAAAACCCUAAUCAAUUCAAACCCAGAGAUCCUAUCUUCAUUUUUCAGUUCUGCCCUCCAUUUUCAGACCUUAAAUUAAUCUGUAAAAAAUCAUUAAAAUGCGUUCAGUAAUUUCAUCAAAAAUCCCAUUAAAGUAUUUUCAAAAAUAUUACCUUCCAUUAAUCUCCAUAUCCUCCAAUUCCCAAUAUUUUUCAACAUCAACAGAAACAAAAACCCAGAAAUUAGAUAGAAUUGCAAAUGAAUUACUUUCCCUGAAUCCAGUUGAACUUCACGAUUAUUCAAUCUUGUUUAGAUUAAAGAUGGGCUUGAAGAAUGCUGGGGCUGCUUCACUUUCAUCUGGGCCAACCUCAUCUGGGUCAGCCCAGCCCACUGCUGAAGCUGAGUCUAAAGAGAAGACUAUGUUUGAUGUGAAGCUGGAAAAGUUUGAUGCAUCUUCAAAGAUAAAGAUCAUUAAGGAAGUGAGGACUUUUACUGAUUUGGGUUUGAAAGAAGCAAAAGAUUUAGUGGAAAAGACUCCAUCUUUGAUUAAGAAAGGUGUUACUAAAGAAGAAGGUGAAGCUAUUAUUGAGAAAUUAAAGGCUCUCGGUGCAACUGUGGUAUUGGAAUGAUUUUUCUUUAUUAGUUUUUGUUUUUAAUUUGUAGAAUUGAUUUGCUAGUUUUAUGAUAAGAUCAUGAUGGAAUUUGUCGUGUUGAAUGGAAAGAAUGAACAUCAACUUAAUUCACUUUAUAGAUAAUCAGUUGAAGAUUUGUGAUUUUGUGUUGAAUAUCUGUUUUGGCUUGUAGAAAGGUGUUAUUAAAUAAAUUGAUUGUAUUUUGAGUCUUGAGAUUAGUGGAAAGAAAGAAACAUUUGUUCAUCUUAAA
Messenger RNA from Amaranthus tricolor (Joseph's coat), 911 nucleotides. RefSeq lists its product as uncharacterized. Bases 149 to 658 code for a protein of 169 amino acids. Gene Ontology annotation, cellular component: ribosome. Lineage: Eukaryota; Viridiplantae; Streptophyta; Magnoliopsida; Caryophyllales; Amaranthaceae. The transcript has a single exon. Gene Ontology annotation, molecular function: structural constituent of ribosome. The record is from RefSeq and is a predicted model, not a curated record. Gene Ontology annotation, biological process: translation.